CUCGGUAUAUGCUUCCAGUAUCUCCGCUUCUUAUCUCUCUCUCUCCCCCUCAAAUACCCUUCCCUUCUCCUUCUCUUUCCUUCAAUCAAUUCCUCCAUCUCUCUCUCUCUCUCUCUCUGCAAUUCGCUUAUUUAUAUGUUUAUAUUAUAACUCCAUAGCUCUGUAUCUUUUCCUCUCUGUAUCUUUUCCUUUCCAUUUCCCUUCUUCUUCUUCUUCUUCUUAUUCUUCUUCCUCUACUGGUUCUGUAAUUCCAUAGGAUUCGCUUUCUAUGGCUAACACAACUCUUCAUCAAAACAAGCAUUUCCUGUUCUCUCUCACAUCCAAAACCUCUCCGUUCCAGUCUAUCAACUCUCUCCAUUUCCGACCGCCUUUAGUUUCUCUCUCAUUCUUUCCUUCCUCUUUUUCUUCUUCAUCUUCGUUAUCAUCGUCCUCUUCUUCGUCGUCGUCGUCGCAGCAUGUUCCGAGAGUGUCCACGGUUUCUGUCGAGUACGCGCCACCGGCGCCGGAGUAUGAUUUCCAGGGAGAAAUAGCUCGGCUCAAGGCUCUCCGCUCGGAACUCGUAGCUUCCAAGGGCUUGAAUGAUAAAAACUCCGUGAUUGACGCGGACUCCCGAGUUCAGAGCUUCUUUAAUGAGCAUAAGAACGGUCUUAUUAGGGCUUUGGCGUCGCUUAAUUUGGAAUUGAGGGAACUGUUUCUGGUUAAGUGUUUGGUUGCGGCGGGGCAGCAGCACGUGCUUGGUUUGGGCUAUUACGAUGAGGAACUUGUGGAGAGAAAGGAGGAUAUUUCGAGGAGCUCGGUUAAGAGUGCUCUUUAUGCUUUGGUUGAGAUGAUCGAGAGGUUCGAUAUUAAUUAUGGUGGUGGUGAGAGCUUCGAUGAGACAAGUGGCUUCGUUUUGCAGGAGAGGGAGGUUAGCGAGUUCAGGAAGCUAUUGAAGAUUCUGGGAGAGGUUGAGGAGUUUUAUGAUUGCAUUGGAGGAAUAAUUGGAUACCAGAUAAUGGUGCUUGAGCUCCUUGCUCAAUCUAGGUCUGAAAGGCAGACUGCAAGUUGGUCCCAGCACAUAACUGAAGCAAUGGAUUGCCAGUUUUUAGAAAUUCAUUCCCCUAGCGUGGUUGAUCUUUCUCAGGAUACGGGGUAUGCAUCUCAAGCAGCACUUUGGGGAAUUCAGGGUUUGCCAGACCUAGGAGAAAUUUAUCCCCUUGGAGGCUCUGCAGAUAGGCUUGGUUUAGUUGAUCCUGACACAGGUGAAUGUCUACCUGCUGCCAUGCUUCCUUAUUGUGGACGGACUUUGUUGGAAGGUCUUAUAAGAGAUCUUCAGGCUAGAGAAUUUCUAUACUUCAAGAUGUAUGGAAAACAAUGUAUCACUCCUGUCGCAAUUAUGACCAGUUCAGCAAAGAACAAUCAUGAAUGCAUCACUUCUCUUUGUGAAAAAAUCAAAUGGUUUGGAAGAGGUCGAUCAAGUUUCCAACUAUUUGAACAGCCUCUUGUUCCAGCUGUUAGUGCUAAAGAUGGUCAAUGGCUAGUUUCAGAGCCAUUUGCAGCUGUAUGCAAACCUGGUGGUCAUGGGGUAAUAUGGAAACUUGCUUAUGACAAAGGCAUCUUCCAGUGGUUUUAUGAUCAUGGAAGAAAAGGUGCUACAGUUCGACAAGUCGGCAAUGUUGUGGCUGCAACGGACUUGACACUAUUGGCAUUGGCUGGGAUUGGUCUACAUCAUGGAAAGAAACUCGGUUUUGCAUCAUGCAAGCGAAAUUUGGGGGCCACAGAAGGAAUCAAUGUUCUAAUGGAGAAGAAUAAUCUUGAUGGGAAGUGGGCAUAUGGUUUAUCAUGCAUUGAAUACACUGAAUUUGAUAAGUUUGGAAUCACUGGUGGACCUCUUUCACAUAAUAGCUUGCAGGCCGAGUUCCCUGCCAAUACAAACAUUCUAUAUGUGGAUUUACCUUCUGCAGAAUUAAUUGGAUUAAGCAAUGAUGAAAAGAGUUUACCAGGAAUGGUUCUUAAUACAAAGAAGCAAAUUGUGUAUGCUGAUCAGUAUGGGCAGUGUCACAGUGUCUCCGGUGGUAGACUUGAGUGCACCAUGCAAAAUAUUGCAGACAAUUUUUUUAGUACAUAUUCAUCUAGAUGCUACAAGGAUAUCCAAGCAGAUCAGUUGGAUGCCUUUAUUGUGUAUAAUGAACGGAGAAAAGUUACUUCAUCUGCUAAGAAGAAGAGAAAACAUACAGACAUGUCAUUGCACCAGACUCCAGAUGGUUCAUUGUUGGAUAUCCUCCGUAAUGCCUAUGACCUUCUUCUGCAAUGUGACAUUGAACUUCCUGAGAUAGAAAGUAACAACAAAUAUGUUGAAUCUGGACCACCAUAUCUCAUAUUUCUGCAUCCCGCUCUUGGUCCACUUUGGGAAGUCACAAGACAGAAAUUCAAUGGAGGUUCCAUUUCCAAGGGUUCAGAGUUACAAAUAGAAGUUGCUGAGUUCUUGUGGAGGGAUGUUCAGCUUGAAGGUAGCCUGAUCAUUGUGGCAGAAAAUGUAAUGGGCUCGACUAGGGUUGGUGAAAAUGGUGAACCGAUAUUACAAUAUGGUCAUAGGUGUGGAAGGUGUAGAUUACAUAAUGUCAAAGUGCUGAAUGAAGGAAUUGACUGGGAGUCCAGCCAAAAUAUAUAUUGGAAGCAUGAUGUACAGAGGAUUGAAGCAUUUAAAGUCAUACUGCAUGGAAAUGCUGAAUUUGAGGCUAGCAAUGUUACCCUGAAGGGAAAUCAUGUCUUAGAAGUCCCAGAUGGCUAUAAAAUGAAGAUUACAUCAGGAAAUCAAGGUUUUGUUGUCAGCUUAGACACCAUUGAACAGAACUUGAUGGAUACUGGAAGCUGGUACUGGAACUACAAGUUAAAUGGCACACACAUUCUGUUGGAAUUGGUAGAGCUGUAACAUACUAACCAGAGUUUUUAACUUGCUUAUGUGAAUCAUGGUUCACAGAUGGACUAAGAGCUCAUCACCUCUAGGAUCCAUUUGUUUUUAGUUUAAUUGGUUGAACAGAAGUUGAACCUUUUUUUUUUCUCUAGGGUGCUUCCUACUAAUACGUUGGAAAAGAGUUGUAAAACCAUUGUCGUAUAGUAUCAUACAGUUUUUGGGUCAUUAUUGAUGUAAUCUUAAUGUAAGUAAGUAAAACAGUGUAAAAGUUUAAUUGGUGAAAAGUUCUAUUUUUAUUCUCCUCCUGUUUACAGGAGUUAAUUCUCAA
Carica papaya (papaya) is the source of this 3221-nucleotide messenger RNA. NCBI's taxonomy places the organism in Eukaryota, Viridiplantae, Streptophyta, Magnoliopsida, Brassicales, Caricaceae. The record is from RefSeq and is a predicted model, not a curated record.